AUGAAUUCAACAGCAACAACACUCUUUGCUUCGUGUCGUCAAGACAGCAAUGAUUCGCGCGCGGGGUAUUAUGUUUCAAAUUCAAAUCAUGCUUUUGCCUCCUGUCGUCAAGACGGCAAUUGGAAUCUCGUGGGGAACUCCAAUCAUGCUAUAAAUAAUGCAGUCGAGUCAGGUGAAAUGCAUAAUCACGUGAUAAGCUCCGCUGAGGCUUCUCGCAACAUAUUCUCUUCAUCAUAUCAUCGUCGCCACCGUUCUCGUAAACUAAAGAAAAAGUCACCGGCACCAGAGGCUUCUGAUAACGCCGUAAAUUUUGAUGCUGACAAUGAAUCAGACGCGGCUAACCAAUCUAUCGCGAGAACUUGGGUCACAAACGCAGAUAGUGAUCAGGAGGACGAAGGCGACACCAUGAAAAAAAACCAAGGAAUUUAUUAUAUAAAACAAGAGGACGACAACGCGUUGUUACAUUCUGCAGAUCAUUAUCAAGAAGACAAAGCUCUUUUAGGUACCGCGUUUAUCUUGAUGAAUCUUAGCAUGGCUCCUACCGCUACUACCGAUCCUUAUUAUCUCCCAAAACAAGAAAUCGAAGAUCAGAAAGUGUACAGUAUAUUGAGGAGAGAAGCUUCAACAACAACGAUAAAAGAAUAUCAUGACUACAUACACGGAUCGUCACCAUUACUGGGUCAGUCGCUCUAUAAUAAUAACGCUUUAGAAGUCGAUAACGAUAUGCGUCGUGAUUUGGAGACUGAUCAUCAAACGAACCAGUCCGAAUCAUCAGAAGGAGCAGAGGAAUCAGAUCAAGAUUCAGACGUGUCUUCUAGUACUCAGAAAUGGUCUAGUCGUCUUCGACCGAGAAAUCAAAAAUGUUUGAAAGAGGUCUCCAGUGCAAGUGAAGAGGAAAGAUUUCUAAAGACCCCUCGUAAACGUAAAUAUAAUCGAAAAAUAAAAGAGCCUGAUUUCCCAUACAAUCCGAAAAAACCAUACCAAAAAACCUCAUCCUCGUUGUCGUCUUGUUUGUCGGACCAAUCAUCAUCAUCGAACGACGAAGAAGGAGGAGACUCCAACAACACCGAUCAGGCAAAACCUCAAAAGAAAAAGAAGGAAAUACUAUUACACUGGGUUCAGCCUUACCGACUACGAACAUGCACACCGAUGACGUUUCCCGAGUUGAAAUUAAUCGAUGAGUUUCUAUAUUAUUAUCGUAAUCACGUUCGAGGAUUAAAACGCAAUUGGAGCACGCUAGUGUGGGAAGAAAUUCAUGCGCUCGGAGACGGAGACGAACCAAUGAAAUUCUCGCGUCAUUUGUUUCAAGAUGUCCUUCGUCGCGAACGCUUUCCUAAAAGUCCUAGUGCGAUUAAAGCCAUUAAAAAAUGGAUAAAGUUACAAAAGCAUUAUAUUGCUGCCACUGCUGCUCAAAACGAGAAUAAUGAACAGCCUCAGCAGGAACAACAAUCAUCUGCUGAGGAGAAUAUUGAAAAAGAAAGAGGAAGAAUAACUAAAAGACGAUGA
Molecule: messenger RNA, 1506 nt
Organism: Ambispora leptoticha
Lineage: Eukaryota; Fungi; Glomeromycota; Glomeromycetes; Archaeosporales; Ambisporaceae
Source: the annotation of a GenBank genome assembly